Trichoplusia ni (cabbage looper) is the source of this 681-nucleotide messenger RNA. RefSeq lists its product as uncharacterized. Bases 91 to 681 code for a protein of 196 amino acids. The record is from RefSeq and is a predicted model, not a curated record. Lineage: Eukaryota; Metazoa; Arthropoda; Insecta; Lepidoptera; Noctuidae. The transcript is spliced from 3 exons.
GCUAAACGUUGCCCGUGCAACAACCAUGUGCUCAAUAACUCAUUGGCAAGAUCAUCCAAAGUAGUUUCCUGUCGCAAUACAUCUGGCACAAUGAGAAAAGUUGUAGCAUUCGCCAAUGCAUCCGCUAAGAGACAUGAAAUUUUCAAGGUAGAACUCGGAGCUGCCAUGCAAGGUAUUUGUGAGACACGUUGGGUAGAGAGGCAUGAUGGGCAUUUUCAAUUUCAAGGAGACAACUUAGUCAAAAUUUGUAGCGCUCUGGAGAAGAUUUCUGCUUGGCAAGACAAUAAAACUGCUAAUGAUGCGCAUUGCUUGCUGCAAACAUUGCGCAGUUCGGACUUUAUUAUAUCCUCCAUCUGUUUAAGUGAUGUAUUAGGUACUACUGUAUCUUUAAGCAGAGUACUGCAAUCGAAAACAAUUGAUUUAAAAAAAUGUACGGACGCUAUUAAUGAUACUUUAAGUGUUUUACAAAAUAAAAGAGAAAAUGUGGACGUAAUCUACCGACAGCUUUUUGAAGAGGCUAAAGAAGUAGCUGAGCAGCUAGAUGUAGAGAUUAAAUGCCCCAGAAUGAUGUCACAGUAUGAGGAAACGGAAAAGCGCCAAAUGCUUGAAGGAUUGACAAACGACAUUGACAAGAUAGAAGGCAAGACAGCUAAAAUUUGUGGAAAAUACUGGGACAGGUGA